GGAACAGGCACGGCUGCAGCAGCUCUUCGCAGAGCAGAGGAAGAGAAGCUCGCGAUCGAGCGUGACUGGUUUGAAGGAGUUCGCCCCGAGUGCCGCCCUUCGGAGGACAUCGUUCGGAUGAAGGCCAAGUAUGGUUAUAACCCAAACUUCCUCCACCUCGCAGUUGUCGGCUCUUCUGGAGGUGGGAAGUCAUCCUUCAUCAAUGCCGUCCGCGGCCUAUCCAACGAUGACCCCACUGCCGCUCGUACGGGCAUUGUCGAAACUACUAAUGCCGUCACGGGAUACCCUGGUCCAUGCCCAAACUCCCGAAUCAUUUGGUAUGACGUUCCUGGAGCAGGCACUCUAAACGUUCCUGAAUGGCAAUACUUCAAUGACCUGGGCCUCUAUAUUUUUGACUGCAUCAUCGUGCUCAUGGACAAUCGUUUCCUGGACUCUGACCUCGCCAUCCUUCGCACCUGCGAGCAGUUCAGCGACGUUGACACAACACCCUGGGGUGAUGAUGCAUUAAAGCUUACAACCGCAAGAUACUUGUAAUGCAUGAACAGUUAUAAUUGUAACCCUGAAUUAUGCGGCCAGGAAGUUUUCGUGUGGUGCUGGCUGAAGUGAGCGGCAGACAGUUGAACUUAUCAACAUAUCGACAACGCUCUUUGCACUUUACCGCCUCACUUCUGCAGUACCGAAGUGACCAGACGAGCAACUAUACCGUCUCCUUUGGCUUAUAUUGAGGAGACUGUGGUACAAUCCUGGUCAUCCACGAAGUAUGUGCCAUGCUGGCGCGUGCAUUCUCCACAGUGGUCACGACUUAACCACUGCAAGAUAAGGGCACGCUGGCAUUUCCCCAUUCAAGCCGUGCGAGCUGUUAUUUGGAAUGUCGCCGCUGAGCAAAUGCCAGCGGUAAAUUCAUACUCCGUAACGAUCCUUUCACCAAAUUCAAGCCGGGCACAUUACGCCGUUGAGCAACCCGUA
Messenger RNA from Suillus paluster, 966 nucleotides. Its product is annotated as interferon-inducible GTPase-domain-containing protein. Gene Ontology annotation, cellular component: membrane. Gene Ontology annotation, molecular function: GTP binding. Lineage: Eukaryota; Fungi; Basidiomycota; Agaricomycetes; Boletales; Suillaceae. The record is from RefSeq and is a predicted model, not a curated record. Bases 118 to 534 code for a protein of 138 amino acids. The transcript has 2 exons.